AGAUGUGAUUUUGAAAUUGGAAUCAAAAUUUUCGCCGAUACCAUGCCAUCCAUAGCCGUGCGUAUUCAGCCGCCCAAACUUGUGAUUUGAAAAUAAUUCACCGUUUUCCUCUCCCUCCCACCUACGGCGCUCCUCUGCAAAGCACUUUCUUCCCUUCUUCUUGCGCCUUCAAAUCCCCUUCAGAUUCACACGGACGAACCCAUCUCCAUAUGCUCCCAAGAAACAACCUUCAGCUCUGACGAGGUCAGAUCAAAUCUCUCCAUUUCUUCACAAAUUGAGAUUUUCAAGAAUGCCCGAAUCAAGGGACAGACUCGUGCGACCGGUAGACCUAGCAGCCGAAUUUAUUGCCCGUAGGCGUUCGGGUGCACUCGGUACCCUUAGAGAUGAACGGGACAGGAGCUCCCCUCCCUUGGAGUCCCCGAUCCAGCAGAGGACCCCGGGAUUCGUGCUGGGACGAGGUACUGCUCGGGCUGGGGGAUGGCUCGCAACUCCAAGAACGCCCAGUGCUCGCGGCCGAACCCUCCAUGGGUCCCCAUUCACCAGGGCAGAGAACACACCGACGACGUCCCGCAGUGCGAUGGGAGGGCUGGGAAGGGGACGUUCCACGAGCAGCAUAUUACCAUCUUGGUACCCAAGAACCCCCUUGCGCGAUAUCACUUACAUCACGAGGGCAAUGGAAAGGAGAAGAGCUCGCCUAGCAGAUGCUCAAGCCCAUGAAACUGAUAGCCCGCCACUGCGGGGGCCAAGAACUCUCAAUCCUACUCUGCAGCUAUUGCAUGCUCCCCUUGAGCACGAGCAUUCUCUGGUUACUCCCAGCCAAUCCGUAGGGAAGAAGCGGUGCCCUCCUUCUGUUGGUAACAUGUCGAAGAUCCUGCUUAAGAUCACCAAUAAGUCUGUUGCAAGUGACGACUCUGAGUUCCUUACUCCACAGAAGAAGCUACUGAACCAAAUUGAAACUGUGGAGAAGGAGGUUAUGGAUGAGCUGAAGAAACUUAAGAGGACACCGAGCGCUAGGAAGGCAGAGCGAGAAAGGAAAGUCCGAACUUUGCUCUCAAUGCGCUAACGAAAAUCCUCACACAAGAGCCAGUGCCUGCACCCUCAGCUAUUGGGAAGUUGAUCAGUCUCUAGCUGCUCCGAGAUAUCUGCUAUAUCUUCUUUUGUUCUUUGAUGAUUGCUGCUUGCCUUCUAACGACUAGCUGAAGGUCUCAGUGGAGAUCGAGUAAGCACUUCUUUUGGCCCAUUAAUACAAACUUGCUGAAGGUCUUUGGCAUAGGAUCUGUAGGCACAUUGGGCGAUAUCACAUUCUUCUCUUUCUGUACAUGCAACGAUGUAGAAGUAGAUGCACAAUGAGUCAUUUGUUCGGGUCGGGGAACUCUGUAACACAAUAAGAGCUACAUUUCUCGUGUCUUUGCCUGUGUUACUUUGGAAGUUCAAAACAAGAAGCACCUCUUCAAUCAUUCUGUCGACUAUGAUUUGCUUAA
This is a messenger RNA of Punica granatum (pomegranate), 1481 nucleotides long. The record is from RefSeq and is a predicted model, not a curated record. NCBI's taxonomy places the organism in Eukaryota, Viridiplantae, Streptophyta, Magnoliopsida, Myrtales, Lythraceae.